GAAGAGGAGGAGGCCAACAAGGAAGAGGAGCAGGCCAAGGAAGAAGAGGAGGAGGCCAACAAGGGAGAGGAGAAGGUCCAGGAGGGAGAGCAAGACAACCUCGCACCAUCAUUACGGACGAGAUGCGAGCAACAGUCAUUGACCAUGUCAUUGUCCAUGGCAUGACAAUGGCUGAAGCAGGACUAAGAGUCCGUCCAAACCUGAGUAGGUUCACCGUGGCCACCAUUAUCAGGGCAUUCAGACAACACAACAGCGGCACAAGAAACCCUCAUUGUGGAUAUGGUUCGUGAGAACAACCUCAUCAGACUCCGGGAGAUCAGAGACAAAGUCAUUGCCGAUAAUGUGAACUUUGAGGGCAUUGAUGAUGUCAGCUUGGCCACAAUAGACCGAGUUCUCCGGCGCCAAAAGAUGCGGAUGCAACAAGUCUAUAGGGUUCCCUUUGAGCGAAACUCUGCACGACACAAAGACCUACGUUACGAGUAUGUGCAAAGGAUAUUACAGUUGGACGCGAUGGCCAGACCUCAUGAGUACCUCUUCCUGGAUGAGGCUGGCUUCAACCUGCAGAAACAAAGGCAAAGAGGCCGUAACAUCAUUGGCCAAAGAGCCAUCACUGAGGUUCCUGGCCAAUGGGGGGGGGGUAAUAUUACUCUUUGUGCGGCCAUGGGUUUGGAGGGGCUUGUCCACCGGCAGGCUGUCCUCGGGUCUUACAACACCCAACGUCUCCUAACCUUCCUAGAGGAGCUAAAAGAUAUCCUCCUGGACUGCCAACAACACCAUCCUGGGCCCGAACAUCCCAUUUAUGUGAUCAUUUGGGACAAUGUACGCUUCCACAGAACAAACCAAAUCAGAGAGUGGUUCACCACCAACAGUAACCACUUUAAACGUCUGUCUGCCACCCUACUCCCCUCUACUGAACCCUAUAGAUGAGUUCUUCUCAUCAUGGAGAUGGAAGGUUUAUGACAGACAACCAUACACUAGAGAGAACCUCCUAAGGGCAAUGGAGCUGGCAUGUGUGUGGAGAACUUCCAAGGAUGGAUCCGCCAUUCCAGGGCGUUUUUCCCGCGGUGCCUGGCAAGAGACAAUAUAGCCUGCGAUGAGGUGAUGUGGCCCGAUGCAGCUCAGCGACAUGAUGCCGCACAGUGAUUGUGGUGUAAGUAAAAAAAAAAAAAUAUAU
This is a messenger RNA of Micropterus dolomieu (smallmouth bass), 1174 nucleotides long. RefSeq lists its product as uncharacterized. Gene Ontology annotation, molecular function: nucleic acid binding. Lineage: Eukaryota; Metazoa; Chordata; Actinopteri; Centrarchiformes; Centrarchidae. The transcript is spliced from 3 exons. The record is from RefSeq and is a predicted model, not a curated record. Bases 280 to 927 code for a protein of 215 amino acids.